AAUCUCAACUGGUCUAUGCGCUAUGAGCAAUCUGGCGGUGCAGACUAAAGAACAUUCAUUUGCGACUCUAUUUUUUUCUCCCAUCCAUCCAUACCUCCUCUCCUCUCCGAACCAUUAAUCUCCCCUUCUCCAGACUUCACAUCCGGUUCACCCGCUAGUAGCCUAUCUUCUGUGUCUUGCCUGUGUGUGUGUGUGUGACGGCCUGAUUCUCCACCGAGCUGUACUGCAGACCCCCUACCUGAACGCGCUGCGUGCUAGACGGAUACUACACCCGGCGUGUAUCGGUGAUGGAGCUACCGUCGGCGCUCUGAGCUGGUGGGAGCCGAUCUGUAUGACACAAAGGCCGGGAUGAGACGAUAGGCUAUCGGAUGGGCGCCCCGGUUUGGUGAUACUCGCUCAACGAUGUCCAAGAGCCUGACGAAGAAAAAUCACUGGACCAACAAAGUCCACGAAGCGGUCGUCACCAGGAGCAUAGAGGGAGAAUUUGGCUUCGAGCUGAAGGGGGGCGCGGAGAUUGGGCAGUUCCCCUACUUCGGGGAGGUGAAACAAGGAAAAGAGACCGUCCAGAGCGGCAAGCUGGCCCAGGAUGAGUUGCUGCUGGAGGUCAACGACACGCCGGUGGCCGGGCUCACCACCCGGGAUGUUCUGGCUGUCAUCAAACACUGCAAAGAUCCGAUCCGCUUCAAAUGUGUCAAACAAGGGGGCAUGGUGGAUAAGGACCUCCGGCACUACCUCAAUCUGCGCUUCUCCAAGGGUUCCGUGGACCACGACCACCAGCAGAUCAUCAGAGACAACCUCUACCUCCGCACCGUACCCUGCACCACCAGGCUGCCAAAGGAGGGAGAGGUGCCGGGGGUGGACUAUAACUUUGUGAGCGUGGAGCGCUUUAUGGAACUGGAGCAAAGCGGAGCCCUGCUAGAGAGUGGAACCUAUGAAGAGAACUUGUACGGUACUCCCAAGCCCCCAGCCGAGCCCAGUCCGGCGGCCCCUCCCUUGAAUGUGAGUGAGGCGCUGCUGCCCGGAGCCUGGCCCAGCGCCCAGGGCAAGAGGAAGAGGAACCAGUCAGUUAGCAACAUGGAGCAGCGAGCCAGCCUGGAGCUGCCUGAGGAGGAGGACUGCAGCCCUCCCGUGGUCAACGAGAAUGGCGUGGCCAUCACGCCAGAGUCAAGCGAGCAUGAGGACAAGAGCACGGACGUGUCUGAGGAGGCUUCUAUGAUGGAUGUCCUCACCCUGCCCCCUCCCUUCACUGAGCCCCCCACAGAGGGAGAGGAGUCCCCCGAGCAGGAACCCCCCAAAUCGCCCCCCAAACUCCCCAAAGGAGAUGAGGAGGAACUGGGACCCCUACCCGACAACUGGGAGAUGGCCUACACCGAGAAAGAAGAGGUCUACUUCAUAGAUCACAACACCAAAACCACGUCAUGGCUGGAUCCUCGGCUGGCAAAGAAGGCCAAACCACCUGAGGAGUGCAAAGAGGACGAACUGCCGUAUGGCUGGGAGAAGAUCGAUGACCCUAUCUAUGGCAGUUACUACGUAGAUCCUGUUCCUUGCAGCCACAUCAACAGAAGGACCCAGUUUGAGAACCCCGUCCUGGAGGCCAAGAGACGACUGGAGCAGCAGCAGAUGCAGAACCAGGGACUGUCAGCUCUGCCUUUACCUACUAUAUACAGAGAGAAGCCCCCAUUCACGAGGGACCCCACCCAGCUGAAGGGCUCCUUUCUGUCCACGGCUCUCCAGAAGAGUAACAUGGGCUUUGGCUUCACCAUCAUUGGAGGGGACGAACCGGAUGAGUUCCUGCAGGUCAAGAGUGUCAUACCCGAGGGCCCCGCUGCACAGAACCAGAAGAUGGACACAGGUGAUGUCAUCGUCUACAUCAAUGACAUCUGCUGCCUGGGCACCACUCACGCCGAUGUGGUCAAACUCUUCCAAUCUGUUCUCAUUGGACAAAGCGUCACCCUGGUCCUCUGCCGGGGCUACCCCCUGCCUUUUGACCCCGAGAACCCCAGCGGGGCGUCCGCCGGAAACUCCCUGACCCCCGUUGGCAUGGAACACCACCCCAUGGUGGUGAACGGGCGUAGCAGCUACAACCAUUACCUGGAGUACCUCUCCCUGAGCUCUCAGCUCCCUUCACAGGCUCUAGCCCAGCCAGGGGAACCCCACCCUGGGGACACCCACCUGGAUGGGUCCUCAUUGCCGCCCACCGACCCCGGGUCUGCUCCGGCCGUGACGCCGCGCGACGACAAUGUCUCCAUAGUGUCGUCAGGGGCGACGGGGAUAGCCGGGGGCGUGAUCCAGGGGGCGGAGCUGCUGACUGUGACUAUGGUGAAGAGGGCGGAGGGGUUCGGGUUCACCAUCGCCGACAGCCCCACGGGGCAGCGGGUCAAACAGGUGUUGGAGCCGGUUGUGCAGGACGGAGUGGGUCUGAAUGAAGGAGACCUGAUCCUGGAGGUGAACCAGCAGGGUGUGGCGGGGGCGGGACACGGCCGUGUGGUGGAGCUGCUCAAAGAGUGUCCUGUCGGAGCAGAGGCCACGCUACUCAUACAGAGAGGAGGAGGGGAAGGUCACGUCUCUCCAUGGAACACCUCCAAACAGAUACCAGAGCAGUGGGACCCCCAUGGAAGUCCCCAGACUUGCUUGUCAGCCCCAGUGCUUCCCCCCGGCACACCCUUCUCUACCCAGUCACAGCAUCGCACCUCAGUCCCCGACUCCACAGAGGGCUUCGACCUCAACAAACCCGACCCAUAUGACCUCUAUGAGAAGUCCAGGGCCAUCUACGAGAGUAGACGUCCAGAGUACCAGGAGGUGGAAGUUCACCUGUUGAGGGAGAAGACUGGGUUUGGCUUCCGCAUCCUGGGGGGAGACGAGGCCGUGCAGGCUGUGAGUCCGGACGCCCGCGACAAGAUUGUGAUUGGGGCGAUCAUAGAGAACACUCCUGCAGAGCGCGAUGGACGUCUUCGACCUGGGGACGAGCUCAUCUCCGUGGAUAAGAUGGUGGUUGCUGGGAAACCACACAGAUACGUGAUCGACCAGAUGCACGCCGCUGCACACAACGGUCAGGUCAGCCUGAAGGUCCGGAGGAGAGUCCACUUCCUCAGUGAGGUGUUAGGGGUGAACGGCCGUAGCCCUGGCUACGUGUCCCCGCAGCACAAUUCCCCGCGCAGCGACGCCGCCUCAGCUUCCUGUCCCGUAACCCCCGGCAAUGUCCCGCCACCAUCCACCGCCUCCCCUCCGGAGGGCGCCGUCCCCCUGCAUACCAGUGAUGUCAUCAUCCACCGCAAAGAGAACGAGGGCUUCGGCUUUGUCAUCAUCAGCUCACUGAACCGACCGGAGAACACAGCUGUCAUCACUGUGCCCCACAAGAUUGGGCGUAUCAUCGAGGGCAGCCCAGCGGAUCGCUGCGGCCGCCUGAAGGUUGGCGACCGGAUCCUGGCCGUCAACGGGCAGUCCAUCAUCAGCAUGCCCCACGCUGACAUUGUCAAGCUCAUCAAAGAUGCCGGUCUCACCGUCACCCUUCACAUCAUACCGGAGGAAGAUCCCCACUCGAGGCCCAACUCAGAGAAGCAGAGCCCCAUGACCCAGAAACACAGCCCCCAGGCCCAGCCCAGCCCCAUAGUCAACCAGCCCAGCCAAGGAGCAUCCCAGCCGGGUCAUGCACCAGCCCAGCCGAGCCAGACAACCACCACCCAGGAAGGCCCAGCACCACCAGCUCUGCCCGGCCAAACACCAGACCAGCCAGGCCAAGUACCAGCAGCAGCCACGCAGCCUACCCCAGGAGCGGCCGCCCAGCCCAGCUCGGCAGGGACCGAGCAGAGCCCGGUCGCCCAGCCACCCGGCCACCCUCCCCCGCUCUACCUCCACGACGGCAGGUCAGAGGUGAAAGCCAGGCAGGACGUGAAACCGGAUAUCCGCCAGCCUCCGUUCACCGACUACCGGCAGCCCCCCGUCGACUACCGGCACCCUCCGGUGGCUGAUUACCGGCAGCCGCCCACACUGGAUUAUCGUCACCCUCCUCCCCUCAUCGACUACAGACAACACUCGACAACACUCGCUGCACAGUUCCCUCUAGCACAGUUUCCACCUGACUUCAGACCACAGGACUUUGACUACUUCACGGUAGAGCUGGAGAAGAGUGUGAAGGGUUUUGGCUUCAGUAUCCGUGGGGGACGGGAGUACAAGAUGGAUCUGUUUGUUUUGCGGCUUGCAGAGGAUGGGCCAGCCAUCCGCAAUGGCAGAAUGAGGGUGGGGGAUCAAAUCAUUGAGAUAAAUGGCGACAGUACCCGGGACAUGACUCAUGCCCGGGCCAUCGAGUUGAUCAAGGCGGGGUGCAGGCGGGUGAGACUGUUGCUAAAGAGAGGCACGGGACAAGUGCCUGAGUAUGUAGACGGUGCCUCCCCCUGGGAUACCCUUCCUCCAGCCCUCUCUGCCCUGCAGGAAGUGACCCUUGACCCCCAGCAGCCGCCCACCUCAUCUCUCUCAUCCCAUCCAGCCUCCACCCUAGACUCCCCCCACCAGCUCUCUCUAGAGGCCUCACCGCGUACGGCAGCCCAGGCUCCAGACCCCAGCUCCACGAGAGGGGCUACAGGUGGCAGGUCCCAAACCAAGUACACUGUCCGGGAGCAGGAAACCCCACAUGGGCCUGGGUAGGUGGAGGGGGGACCCCAAGAGCCCCAGCCUACGCUGCGGUCCCCCAAUGCUCUGAGGGAACUCAGCGGAGAGGAUGGAGAGCAGCAGCACCGGCGCCCCUGGUGGGGAGAGUGCACACACACCCACGUAGGCUCCGAACACUGCCUUAUGGCCCUGGGACUCUUCCUACCUGAGUGUGAGUCUGAACGGAGGCGGUGGAGAUUGGUUUACUGGUAUACACUGGACCAGACCACUUCUGACCAGGUUGGACGGGCUGGCUCUUCAUAGGCUCCCAAAUCCAACACACCACACACCAUCAGAUGCAAGAGGGAUCUCUCUCUCUCUCUACCGCUCUCUCUCUCUCUCUCUACC
Messenger RNA from Salvelinus sp. IW2-2015, 4992 nucleotides. RefSeq names its product membrane-associated guanylate kinase, WW and PDZ domain-containing protein 2. Gene Ontology annotation, biological process: receptor clustering; signal transduction. Gene Ontology annotation, cellular component: dendrite; cell-cell junction; cytoplasm. Gene Ontology annotation, molecular function: beta-1 adrenergic receptor binding; SMAD binding; type II activin receptor binding. Lineage: Eukaryota; Metazoa; Chordata; Actinopteri; Salmoniformes; Salmonidae. The record is from RefSeq and is a predicted model, not a curated record.